Messenger RNA from Centruroides sculpturatus (bark scorpion), 1869 nucleotides. RefSeq lists its product as uncharacterized. The record is from RefSeq and is a predicted model, not a curated record. NCBI's taxonomy places the organism in Eukaryota, Metazoa, Arthropoda, Arachnida, Scorpiones, Buthidae. The coding region runs from base 1325 to 1816 and encodes 163 amino acids. The transcript is spliced from 4 exons.
ACUGAUUUUUUAAAUGCUUUUAUUGGUUAUCUUUUCAUUUAUUAUGUUAGAAUCAUUUCUUUAUUUUAGUUUAAUAGAAUCAAAAUAGGAAGAGAGUUUAAAUCAUAUAAAAAAUUAUUUUUGAGUACUUUUUCAGUAAUAUUUUCCUUUUGCAACAAAUGUUUUUGAUUCCCUUGAUAAUCCUGACUUGGGUCUAUCAAAGAUUCCAAAUUUACAUUUCUAAAUAGGAAUGAUAGCUUGUUUGAGCUGAUAACAUUCGUUUAAAAGAAAAAACUUGCUGAAAAAGUGCUCAAAGAUAUGUUUUUUAUAUGAAUCAUUUCUUUAUUAUUUGCAAAUAUUGUUUUUAGAAUUUAUAUUUUGAAUGCUAGUAGUUUAAGUGAUAUUUGUGCCAUAUAUAAAUAUAACAAAUAAGUUGUAUCUAUGUAUACCGAAUAGUGUUAAUGAUCUAAAAUUUAUUGUUACUAUAAACCUAUUGCUAUAUAAGUAUAUAUAUAUAUAUUUUUGUAUUACGGAAUAAGGUUAACUAACAAGCAAUUGUAUCAAACAGCCAAGAUUUGCAAUUGUACAUAACUUUAAAGAAUUUUAAACAAAGAAUCUCUAAUUUUCAGAUACUCAAAUAUUAAGUACAAUAAUAUAUCAUAACUAUUAAAUUUAAUGUGAUUAUUGGCUCCUAUGCAAUGAAAAAAGAGCUUAUUUUCAAAUAAGAUAAUCGUAGAGUUUUGAAAUUAUAUAAUAUACUAAGAUUUGUCUUAAAUGUAUUAAUUAAAAUGUUUUAUUUUAAUUAAUUUUAGUGUUGUUUAUUUAAAAAAAGAUUUUAAUAUAACAUUUACAUCACAGAUAAACGUCUUUAGACUAUUCUUGAUUAACGGUGUGUGACAAGAAUGCUUGAAUAGUGGGAGUUUAUAAGGUAACCAUUCAACUAUGAGUCCUAUCUACAUUUAUUCUUACGAUACCGAUCUAAAAUUUUUAUAGUAGUACUACGUUUCACUGAUCUGUUUACUGACAAAUGCAUUCAACCUCAACUUUUUUCAAUGUGUUAUUCUUCAUGAUGGUUAAAUAAUUUUAAUAAUAAAAAAAAGUAACUUCAAAUGGUUUUGAAGUGUUCCAAUGUUUAAUGCUAAAACAAUUGUUUAUUAUGAAUAUUAAAAAUUUUAACAAUACUCUAAUAAUUGAGAUUCAAAAGAACAUUAUUGUAUUUGUCAUUAAGGAGAUAAAAGCGUUAUUUUGCUGAGAUUUAUUCUUGCAGCUAUCUCAUCUACGAAAGGAAUAUUAAUAAAACAGAAAUUAGGAAUAUAUUUUAUUCUAUAGCUGAGAAAAUUCUCAAAUGGCGGUCGAAAACAAUACAGAAAUUCCCGAAUACGAUCCUGAACAUAAAUAUAAUGACUUAAAUUUUUGGCAAGACAGAAAAAUUCCAGAAUUCAAAAUAAAAAAUGAAAUUAACGGCAAAGGAGAUAAUGGUCCAUAUAACUACAAGAUUCAGUCUAAAAUUUACGAUAAGCAUACGAAGACAAGCCAAACACGAAAAGUAAACAAGGGCGAUUUACGUGUAUACAAAAAGGAAUUAAAAAUGGCAGCUGGUCAGCGGUAUCAAAGAUGUCCGCCCGUCAGGAAGAAUGCCGCAACUAAUAUGAUUUUUCUAACUCACGAAAAGAACUCAAUGCCACUUAUUAACCCGAGGAGAUUGUAUUUUUACAGUUCCAUAUAUAUAUGGAGGGCUUGCGAACCUUUCAUCAACCAAAUGAAGAAGAAACUGUGGCAUGUUAACAGAUCAUUUUGCUUAUUUGGCCGUAGAUUUAUCUCCAUAAUGGCACGAUAAAUUUUUCAAUUUUCUUGCUACAAAAAAAAAUUGUUAAAGGUUACCUGUCUUUU